GCGAGUCUGUAAACCUUAUAAGAUAUACACGCCCGCGUGGUCGGAGCUUUGCGGCUCGUAUUCGCUUCCGCGAUUAUAUCUUCUCCAUCUUGGCCGCCAUCAUAAUCGCCCCUCCUCCUACUGUCGUCAACAGCAAACAGUAACCCGUCCCGCAUCCGUCUUUGCAGACCAUGAACUGACAGACACAGAAGAGAUUAUACAGCAAGCAUAUUUGCUGAAGAAACCACACAGACCGCAGCGCAAUGGCUCCAGUAGGUCGGCAAACGCUUGCUCUCGUGCGCAAAUGCUUUAUUGUCUUCUGGCGAACCAUUGCUGGCUCUGUCUUCCGCGCCUUUGUAUUGCCGGUCGUCUUUGCGUUUGCUAUUUGUCUAUCUCAAUACCUGUUCGCUCCAUCAGGGCGGUACGGCAUCGAGACCCCCUAUCCGCUACGAUCUGUCGCUGAAGUGCUCGGCUCUCGCGACUUUGUCUAUCUCUCAUCUGAGAAAGGAGGGCUCACUGACGAGAUUCGCAAUGUCAUGGACAAAGUCACCUCAGGCCUCCCAGCUGACCAAGUCAUAGCUCUCGACGACCCCGUCGAUUUGCUGACAGUCUGUCGCCAGUCUCUGCGUGGCGCCAGUAACUGCCUAGUCGCUAUCGAAUGGCACGUUUUUGACUCGGAAAACAAGCUGUACAACUACACAAUCCGUGCCGACGCAGGCUUGAACCACAUCAACGUCAAGACGCACAACACAGAUGCUCAACGCUACAUCCUACCCACGCAAUGGGCACUCGACGCAGCCUUGCUGGAUCUCGACGUCGACGAUGCUCCGCAGACCAUGGCUUACACCACCCGAUCGCAAAAACAACAUGAGGACGAUAUCCGCCAGAACUUUAUGACUGCGUUCAGAAAUUACCUUUCUGCAGCGCUGUAUCUGUCAAUGAUCGGCGUGGUCUAUCAUCUUACUGGCGAGGUUGCUGCCGAACGCGAGCGUGGAAUCGCGACUCUUAUCGACAGUAUGGGGUGUAAGCCUAUUGCUCGUAUACUUUCUUUCUUCACGUCCUUUUCUCUUUUCUAUCUACCCGGUUGGGUAGUGUUUGGCGUGGCCACUGGUUCCUUGCUGUUUAAGAAGAGCAUGGGCAUCCAGAUCGUCUUCCACAUUCUCAGCGGCUUUUCCAACGUUUCCUUUGGCCUUUUCCUUGCGCAGCCUUUCAAGCAGGCCCAGUUUUCCGGAAUAUUUGGUACCGCUGUCUGUAUCCUGCUCGCAGUGAUGAGCAUCGUCCAGAGAGCAGUUGGUCCCCAUAAUGCUGCCACCUCUGGUGUCUUGGGGUUUAUCUUUCCACCCAUGAACUACGUGUUCUUUUUACAGGAGUGUGCCAGAUUCCAAUAUGCAGAGAAAGCCAUCAAUCUCUUGCAUGUGCCCCCAGAAGGCUUUGUCGCCCCGGGAAUAUACUGGAUCGGCUCCGUCGUUCAGACCUUUGUAUACUUUGGUCUGGCUCUAGUCGUUGACAAGCUCCUCUACAGCAUAUGCCCGCGCGUCGUUGACACUCUUGAAGACGAUCGGGCACUCGCACUGCAAGAACUAAGCAAGACAUACUAUCCAUGGACAUUCAACGGAAUGUUCUCAAAAUCAAAGAAACUCCCGCCCGUUGCUGCUGUGAAUUCGGUCGACCUCAAUUUCAGAAGAGGAGAGAUUUUCUGCUUACUUGGUGCUAACGGUUCGGGUAAAACGACUAGCUUGGAUCUUAUUUGUGGUGUUCAAAAACCUACCUCUGGGAGAGUCGUCUUUGGGUCGCAAUCAAGCUUGGGAUUCUGUCCACAGAGGAACGUCAUGUGGGACUUGCUUACGGUUGAUGAGCACGUCAAGGUAUUGACCACAUUGAAGAAUAACGACAAGCUGUUAAAGUCCGAGUUCAAAGAAGAAGUUGACAGCUUGAUAUCGGGCUGCGAUCUUGUUCCGAAGCGAAGUGCCCUAUCUAAAACACUGUCCGGAGGCCAGAAGCGCAAGCUGCAGCUUGCAAUGAUGCUGGCGGGCAACUCUGAAGUCUGCUGUAUCGACGAGGUCUCGUCUGGGUUGGAUCCGAUUUCUAGACGAAAGAUUUGGGAUAUCCUGCUUGCUUCAAGGGGAAAGCGGACAAUGAUUCUCUCCACCCAUUUCCUAGAUGAAGCAGAUCUUCUUGCCGACCAUAUUGCGAUCUUGGCCAAGGGUGAACUUAAAGCUGAUGGAUCCCCUGUCGAGUUGAAGCAGCGUCUCGGGUCUGGAUAUCAUGUAUUCAGCAUUGUCCCCGCGUCUGGUAAAGAAACAGUAUUCGACCUGACAAGUGCCUCGCAAGCUGUCUCUCUUAUCACGCAGCUGGAGCAGGAAGGUCAUAAAGAAAUCAGAAUAUCCGGACCACAGCUCGAGGACGUAUUUCUGAAAUUGGUUGCGGAUUCCGAUAGCGAGAUCAAAGAACUGUUGAACGAAAACGCAAUGUCUUAUCAAGACGAUGGAAGUACCGAGCAGGAGUCAAUCGGAGAGAAAGGAGGCGGAAUUUUCAAAGCCGUCAGCGCUAAGCAAGAUUUUGAACUGGACCUGAAGGGCGGUCAAAUCAUUGGUUUCUGGGGCCAGCUGAAAACUAUGCUCUGGAAACGGGUAAUUGUCACACGAAGAAACCCGAUGCCUACGAUUGGCGUUAUUCUUGUGCCGCUCAUAGUCGGUGCAAUUAGUUCUCGCUUUGUUGGCAACUACGUACCAGAAACCUGCGAUGCUGAAGAUCAAGUCAGCAGAAGAAAGACAUAUAGCUUCUCGCUAAACUUAGCUACUGCGUCUGUGAACAUGGUUUUGGGACCACAGAGUAGUCUCUCGACUUAUUUGACUGGUAUUCAGUCGUAUCUGGGGAUUUAUUACAGCAGUGCAUCUGAGGUCAACGAGAGCAUCAACAGAUUUGCGGCUAAUCUCACCAUGGAUGAUUCAAUCCCGUCCUUUGUCAACUCAAUCAGGACAAAUUACACGACAAUAACCCCCGGAGGACUAUAUUUGGAUUCACCAAGGACUGUCGCGUUUCGAGCCAACAGUGCCAACAAGAUUGCGCAGAGCGUCGAUGGAGUCAUUCUCGCGCCAAUCAUGCUCAAUAUGUUUGAUAACAUCAUUGGCAAUGGAAGCGCCACUAUAAUCACCGACUAUUCACCUUUCCAGUAUCCAUGGACUCCAUCCACUGGUGACUCGCUCUUGUUUGUCGUCUUUUUCAGUUUGGCAAUGAGCGUAUUCCCUGCCUUUUGUGCACUGUACCCGACAGUGGAAAGACUCCGCCAUGUUCGUGCGCUGCAUUAUUCCAACGGAUUGCGAGUCCUCCCACUGUGGGUUUCGCAUCUUUUCUUUGAUUUUGCUGGAAUCCUACUUGUGUGCGUCAUACUAGUUGGCGUCUUUGCCGGCCGCAGCUCUGACUGGUAUGGGCUUGGAUAUCUAUUUGCCGUCAUGAUUUUGAAUGCAUUCGCUUCGAUUUUGCUGGCAUUCCUAUGCUCAAUGGUGUCGCUAUCUCAGCUCUCGGCAUUUGCAAUGGCUGCCGGGUUCCAAUGUGCCUACUUUCUGGUGUACAUCCUUGCAUACCUCUUUGUUGAUGUGUUUGUCUCUGCACGCCGAGCGGAUACUGUGAUUCGUAUUGUGACGUAUGUGCUCUGCAUAUUUGCUCCGGUAGCCAAUCUUGUUCGUGCAAUAUUUCUGUCACUGAAUCUGUUUGGGUCCAUGUGUCACAACAGUGAUACGUACACUUACUAUGCCGAUAUCAGAGCCUAUGGACAGCCUAUAUUAUAUCUUGCACUUCAGAGUAUCGUGCUGUUUGGAAUUCUGAUAUGGUGGGAUUCCGGACGAUUUCGAAUUCAUUUCCAGAGGAAGUUCAAGCCCGCCGAUGCUGAAGAGAAGAUGGCGAGCCUGGACGAGGAUAUCUACACCGAGAUCCAGAACGUUGAAUCACCGAGCAAUCCUGGUGGCUUACGGGUUGUACAUUUAUCAAAGCGGUUUGGAAAAUUCGUGGCUGUCGAGGAUGUGACAUUUGGAGUAGCGCGUAGCGAAUGCUUUGCGCUCUUGGGUCCCAAUGGCGCAGGAAAGUCUACGACCUUCAAUAUGAUCCGCGGGGAGAUUGCCGCUUCGAGCGGUGAUGUCUUUGUCGAAAAUACGAGUGUGAGCAGCGACCGCGCACGAGCAAGAACAUUCCUAGGAGUCUGCCCUCAAUUCGAUGCCAUAGAUCGCAUGAACGUGACUGAAACAUUGGAGUUUUAUGCACGUUUACGUGGGCUGCGCAGCGAUGACUUGGUGCACAAUGUUGAGAAUUUGAUUUAUGCUGUGGGACUGAGUAAUUUCCGAGACCGUAUGGCUGCGAAAUUGUCCGGCGGUAACCGGCGCAAACUCUCGCUAGGAAUUGCUUUGAUGGCAAAUCCCUCUGUGCUUUUGUUAGACGAGCCCAGUUCCGGCAUGGAUGCGGCGAGCAAGCGUGUCAUGUGGAGAACAUUGGCUAAAGUAUCGGGAGACCGCAGCAUUCUGUUGACGACGCAUUCGAUGGAGGAGGCAGACGCGCUUGCCUCGCGAGCGGGAAUUUUGGCAAAGAAUAUGCUUGCGGUUGGCACUUGUGACCGUUUGCGACAACGGUACAGCAACGCCUUUUUCUUGCAUUUCCUGUGUAAAGGUGGAGUUAGCUCCACUACCGAAGAGAUGAAUGACAUUUACGAGUGGGCGGUAGCGAAAUUCAAGGGCCAUGCUGUUCAAAUUCAGGAUAUGAUGUAUCAUGGCCAAGUCAGGGUUGCGGUCGAAGGUCGCGGAGUGGACGGCGAUAUAUACCGGCUUUUGGAUAUAUUGCGUGCGAUUGAGGAAGAUCGGAGUACCCUCUCGAUCGAGUUCUAUUCAGUCGCGCAGGCGAGUUUGGAGCAAGUGUUUUUGAGUAUUGUGGGUGCACAUGAUAUUGCUGAAGAAGGAUACGCUAAUUAGUAGCUCUGGCUCUUUUGGUUUCGAAUUCAUUUUGUCUGUUAUUUUUACGUUAUUUUGAUUGACUUGUUUAGUUUUAGCACGUUGGUCCUACUGGAGUUAC
Molecule: messenger RNA, 5034 nt
Organism: Myxozyma melibiosi
Lineage: Eukaryota; Fungi; Ascomycota; Lipomycetes; Lipomycetales; Lipomycetaceae
Exons: 3
Coding region: 243-4934 (1563 amino acids)
Biological process (GO): transmembrane transport; lipid transport
Cellular component (GO): intracellular membrane-bounded organelle; membrane
Molecular function (GO): ABC-type transporter activity; ATP binding; lipid carrier activity
Source: RefSeq, a predicted model, not a curated record